Impatiens glandulifera is the source of this 501-nucleotide messenger RNA. Its product is annotated as pectinesterase inhibitor-like. The record is from RefSeq and is a predicted model, not a curated record. NCBI's taxonomy places the organism in Eukaryota, Viridiplantae, Streptophyta, Magnoliopsida, Ericales, Balsaminaceae. Gene Ontology annotation, molecular function: pectinesterase inhibitor activity. Bases 1 to 501 code for a protein of 166 amino acids. Gene Ontology annotation, biological process: negative regulation of catalytic activity. The transcript has a single exon.
AUGUUGGGGUUUCUUAUUCUCACAACUGCUUACAUCAAUGCAAACUCUUUGGUAUCUGAAACUUGUUCUCAAACCCAAAACCCUUCUCUAUGCAAUCAAGUUUUGGGAUCUGCCCCAGGAGCCUCAACGACGGAUCUCAAGGGCCUCGGCUAUAUAUCGAUCAAUAUAGCCUUAACCAAUGCAAAACAAACAUCACCAUACAUUGCAUCUCUUGUCAACCAAUCUACCGAUUUAACGCUUAGGGAUCGAUAUCAAAAUUGCGUCGAGAAUUAUGCAUCUGCCAUUGAUGCCCUUAAUAACAGCAAGAUGUUUUUGGAUAAGGGAGAUAUUCCUAGUCUUCAAACCUUCGCAUCGACCGCAUUUGAUGGGCCCGAUACUUGCUGUGACAAUUUUGAAGGACCACCAGUCGCACCUGACCAACUAAAUGAUGCCAACGAGAAGUUGGAAGGUCUCAUUAGCAUUGUUUUAACAAUUGGAGGGCGUUUAGCCAGAAAAGAAUAA